This is a messenger RNA of Fonsecaea erecta, 1065 nucleotides long. RefSeq lists its product as hypothetical. The transcript has a single exon. Bases 1 to 1065 code for a protein of 354 amino acids. Lineage: Eukaryota; Fungi; Ascomycota; Eurotiomycetes; Chaetothyriales; Herpotrichiellaceae. The record is from RefSeq and is a predicted model, not a curated record.
AUGGCCUCUUCCACAAGACGACUUCCUAGAAUCAAAGCCUACAAUCUCGACAGAUGUAAGGCGGCUCCUGUGCCCGACACCUCGCAGCAUACACGUGCCACCGGUGUGACAACAGGGUCCUGCCAACUGGCCGUCCCAGCCCGUUCGAUCCUGGACACCCAAUGCGGACCACAGUCUCUCACAUACCUACGAUCCUCGGCAGCGCCCACAGCUCCCCCACCGCUCUCCCUCCCUCUGCGACCCAAAGAUCCCGGUCCCAACCCUCCUGACAUAGUCACUGUAAAUCGGCGUCCUUCGUUGUGGGCGUGGGUCGCUGACCACUUCUCCAGCGCAGCGCAAGUGGCCGAAGGCUUCCGGACCGCCUUUGUCGCUUGGCUCGUACUCUACAUGGCACUCACGUGGUCUCCGCUCGGCAGCCGGGGCACACCAGGCGUCCGUGGGAUCCUGGAUGGUGCCGAAUCGGAACUCUCUGUCCAUUUAGCCCCGUUUACCCAAUCUCUGCAAGUGGCCUCGGGCCACCUCGUGGGAUGGGUGGAGUUGGAAGGCGAGCGAGCACGGGUUGAGGGUCUUCGCCAUCGCGUCCAUUCCUACCAAGGGCAACAGCGUGACUUGAUGAAUCACUACCGGCAGCUUUAUUCCACCACGCUGCAGAAGGCUCGAAGCGCCGGAGACUGUCGACCCCUCAUCUACCAGCUGCGAGAUAUCAACAGCACGACAAGCCUCCUGACGUCUCAACAUGUGAGUAUCAACUUGACCCUCAAAGGUGUCGUCGAGGAUUUUCGCAUGAGAUCGAACGCGGCGUACGAUGCCAAGAAAGUGUGGCAGGAGCUCAUCUACGAAGCUUAUGCCAGCAUCAGGAGCACGAGGGCGGCCUUCCACACCGAGCCGUAUACAGCCUCUCAACAGCUAGUCCUGGGCAUCAUCGAGCAGCUAGAGACGCAAUGCACAUCGACGCGCCCCAAAUACUUUGUGGCAUGGAGUCCGGAGCAAAUGUUGAACAAGCGGGUCAUCGACGGGCUGUUACCCCGGCUUGACGGCAACGUCAGACGGCUCCUGGAGAGGUAG